CCGUGUGCUUCAAGCCUUUCUACUAGAGUUGCCUGCUGGAUUCGGAGACCCAACCCAAGACUAGUUCAGGUCCUAGUCUUUUUUGUGGGGGUUGGGUCUGAUCGGACCCAGGAGGGGCAUAUGCCCUUUCAAUGGGUCGGCAGGUUCGGGUUUGACACCGCAAGUUAGAAUAGGACGGAGUAACAGAAACCAUAACCGAUCACAAAUCUAAUUUCGUCUAGUUGCACCAUGGAAUAGAGAGCGCCACUAUUCUCACUUGCAUCAUUGCACCCACGUGGCAUUCAUUGUUCCAAGACCUUAUUGCUAAGCGGGAGCAAUUGUGAGGGGAUUCACCAGCAUGGUGGGGGAGACGGAAGAGAAAAGUAAAGCGUCUGUUAGAGAAGAGAAGGGGGGAAAACGUGGUCAGAAAUCGAGACCAGGUGUUCCUGAGACUCGGAGUGGGAAAGUGUCACUAUGUGAUUCCUUGGCUGCUGGACGCUUGUUGCAGGGCCUCACUCUUUUUUCCCCUUCCGCAUCUUCGUCUUGUUUCGCCAUCUCAGCACCAUGUGAAGAAAAUGCCCAGGAAAGGAUGGAAGAGAGGUUGGCUUGGAAGGUACCAGAGGCGAUGCAGUGCUCCGCAUGCAACAUUUCUUUUCCCACUCGGGAAGACCAAGUGCAGCAUUACCGCCUGGAUUGGCACCGAUUCAAUCUUAAGCUAUCCCUUUUUGGAAAGCCUGCAAUAUCCGAAGAUGCCUUUGAGGCAAAGCUUGAUGGAGAGCUGUCGAGUAUAUCUGGUUCAGAAGAGAGUGAAGAGGAAGAAGAGAAUAGAGAGUCAUCCCUGCCAUUGCAAAAGAAUAAAGAGGGUAGAGACAGCAUGUUGCCUGGUGGUCAAGGAAAAGUCUGUUUUCAGAACAAGGACGGUCACAUCCUCUGUCUUCAUCGAUGCCUCCUCCAUCCUAAGAAGGCUCCUGUGGAAAGUGAAAGAGACUUGAUAAAUCUUGCGCAGACAGCCACAGAUCGCAUGACAUGGGCCAUCCUCCUCCUCAGUGGGGGACACUUUGCUGGUGCCAUCUUUCGAGGCUCAGAAUGUGUUGCUCACAAGACCUUUCAUGCUUAUACAACAAGAGCAAAGCAAGGUGGGACACAGAGUACAAAGGAUUCCAAGGCCUCAACUCAUUUCCGAUCAGCAGGAGCAUCCCUGCGUCGCUAUAAUGAGGCCUCCCUUAUAGCACACAUCCAAGUACUUCUGAGAAGCUGGAAGGAGGUCUUGGAGGGAUGUGAUCUGGUCUUCUAUCGUGCUGGUGUACAAGGUAACAAGGUGUUCUUUGGAGGAAAGGAUCCUGUGUUGAAGAAGGAGGAUCCUCAUCUUCGCACCCUCCCCGUUGUCAUCCGUCGCCCCACAUUUGCUGAGGUGAAGCGAGUCCAUUGCCUCCUUUCCACUCUAGACUGCCUUGGCCUUGCCAGUGAGGUUACGAAAGUGUGCCAGGAGAAGGGAAAGAAGUCAUCCAGAGCAAGGCAAGUGGAAGCAAGGUCAUCUCCAAAUCGACCCCUUCCAGAAGGGAUCUUGGUCCUUGCCAGGGAGCAAGGACCUUGUGACAUUGAGGAAAGCCUGAAGGGAGACUCUCUCAUUGCCAUGGAGACUGGCACAGCCCUUUCCCAACUUCAACUUGACUUCACUCAUCUUUCUCAUGAUUGUGGAAUAGGGAAGAGCCCUUGGGAGGAAGCUGAUUCAGGGAAUGGAAAGAACACAGAGCAACUGCACACUGCCAAGGGGAAGGACAACAUGGAUGAACUAUAUACAUCUGUGAAGACAAACAAUGGAUAUGCCUUUAGUACCUGCUUGGACUCCAUGGAUGAUGCUAUGCUAGCUGUUAAUGGUGAGGUGGGAGACCCAGAGCGACCUUGUCAUCUGCUUCAUGUUGCCUCUGAUGCUGGGUCCUUGGAAACUCUGAAGUUGCUGUUGGAAGUUGGGGCAGACCCAACCCUCCCAGAUUUCUGGGGCAGGGUCCCAUAUGAUGUGGCCAAGGACAAGGAUACAAGAAAUGUGUUCAGGCGCUUCAUGGCUGCUCAUCCUCUCCGAUAUGACUAUGUGAAGGCCAAGGUUCCCAGUGGUCUGACAAGUGAGAUGGAGGACAAGCAGAGGGAGAAACGGAAAGCUCAACGCACAGCCAAGAAAGAAAUGCAGAAAGAGAAAAAGAAAGGAAAGGAGAAGGAGAAAAGGGAAGGAAAGGAACGAGAUGUCUUUCUCCAACUCCCCUCAUCUGAUAAGGUACAAACUCUGACUUUGUAUCAUCAUUUGCACUGGAAACAUGAUCAUGCUAUAGAUGUUUCUGUGGAUUAG
Messenger RNA from Darwinula stevensoni, 2320 nucleotides. The record is from the annotation of a GenBank genome assembly. Lineage: Eukaryota; Metazoa; Arthropoda; Ostracoda; Podocopida; Darwinulidae.